AUGCAGACCGACGACGAUCCGAUCGCCGUGGUCGGCUUCUCGUUGAGAUUCCCUCAAGAUGCUGACUCGACCGAGUCCUUCUGGGAAAUGCUCAGUCAGGGCAAAAACGCCAUGACCGACUUUCCGUCCACGAAAUUUAACAUCGACGCGUUCCAUGGACGCAAAGGGGCAAUGAACGGCACGAUGCCGCUUCGUGGAGGCCAUUUCCUUAAUGGCGACUUAGGCCUCUUUGACGCCCCUUUCUUCUCCAUCACCCCGGCCGAGGCCGAAGCCAUGGACCCCCAACAGCGCAUCAUGUUGGAGACGUCAUAUCGCGCGUUAGAAAAUAGCGGGAUUCCCAUCACGCGGUGUCGCGGGAGUAGGACGUCCGUGUAUACCGCUACCUUCACGGAUGACUAUAAGAGCGUGCUGAUGGAUGCGCCUGAUAACCUGCCCCAAUGUGCCGCGACGGGCCUGUCGGGUUCGAUGCUGGCCAAUCGCAUCAGCUGGUUCUACGAUUUCAAGGGUCCGAGCAUGAAUCUUGACUCGGCGUGUUCGAGCAGUUUGAGUGCGCUUCAUAUCGCGUGUGGCGAUUUACAUAACGGGACUUCGCAAAUGGCCCUCGUCGGCGGCUGCAACCUCGUCUUCCACCCUGACUUCAUGCUCAUCAUGUCCAACAUGGGCUUCCUAUCUAGCGACAGCCGGUGUCAGAGCUUCGACCAUAAAGCCAACGGCUACGCGCGCGGCGACGGGUUCGGGGUCGUCGUACUAAAAAAGCUCUCCGCCGCGGUGAAAGACGGCGACACCAUUCGCGCCGUGAUCCGCGCCACAGGACUGAACCAGGACGGCCGCACGCCCGGUGGUAUCACACAACCCAGCGGCGUGGCGCAACAGGCGCUGAUCGAGGAGACGUUUGCGCGCGCGCGAUUAGACAUGCGGCCAGUGCGGUUUUUCGAGGCACAUGGUACCGGCACGGCGCUGGGGGACCCGACGGAGGCGGGGGCAAUUGGGAGGUCGUUUAGGGAAUUCCGGUCGGACGAGGAGCCGUUGUAUGUCGGGGCUGUGAAAUCGAAUAUCGGCCAUUUGGAAGGAGGGAGUGGCAUGGCGGGCUUGUUGAAGACGAUUCUCAUGCUGGAGAGGGGUGUGAUUUUGCCGAAUGCAGGACUGGAGAAGGUCAAUCCGAGGAUCGAUACGAAGAAUUUGAGGAUUCGGUUCCCUACGGUCUCGAUGCCAUGGCCGGAUUCAGGCCUGAGACGUGCUUGCGUCAACUCCUUUGGAUUUGGAGGUUCCAACGCCGUGGUCGUUCUUGACGACGCCCUGCAUUACCUAGAAGAGCGUGGGAUUGACGGGCUCCAUCGCACGACAGAUAUGGAAGACAUUGAGUACGAACGUCCACUCAAGAAACCCCGUCUAGAAGGCCCGUCACGAUCAAUGGACGCAGUUCAACCGCCGCAACUAAUGGUUUGGUCUGCGGCCGACGAAACGACACUCAACACGAUGCUGGAUUCAUUCAAUGACUUCGUGCGUCCCGGAAAGAGACAAGCAUCUCCGUCAUCGCUCAUCCCAGAAAUGGCAUAUACGCUAACCGCCAAACGAACGAAUUACGCCUGGCGCUCAUACGCAGUUACAGAUAAUAGCGAGGAUCUCGGAUCGCUGGAGAAAUGGAGCGCGAAGCCGACGAAAGCGAACAGCGAACCGGGAUCGCUCGCUUUCGUCUUCACGGGUCAGGGCGCACAGUAUCCGAAGAUGGGGCAUGGGUUGCUGGCAUUCCCGUUCUUCCAAUCGCGGUUGACGGAAAUCGAGAAGAUUCUGCAUGGCCUGGGAUAUGGCUGCUCUUUGCGAGAAUUCCUCUCGAAUCCCUCGUCUCCGAUGAAUGAACCGGAACACAGUCAGACGGUGACGACUGCAAUUCAGAUUGCGAUAGUCGACUUCCUGAAGUCUGUGAACGUCGUCCCGGCCGCCGUUGUAGGCCACUCGUCUGGGGAGAUUGCGGCAGCUUACUGUGCAGGUGUUAUCAGCGACGUAACAGCACUGACAAUUGCCUUCCACCGAGGUCGCAUUGCGCAGAAACUCCCUAAACUUCACUCCGCGUCACAGGGCAUGCUUGCGGUGGCCAUGAGUGAGCCAGAUAUCAAACCCUUCAUCGACCGGCUGAGCGAGUACACCGAGACGCCUCGAGUCCAGAUCGGCUGCCACAACAGUCCCCAGAGUCUCACGCUAACCGGAGACGCCGACCAGCUUGCGCUCAUCCAAGAUUGGCUCGAAGAGGGCAAGCAUUUCUGUCGCAAGCUUCGAGUCAACGUUGCAUAUCAUUCCGUUUUCAUGGAAGCCGUUAAAGAGGAAUACCGACUCGCACUGAGCCAUAUCGACAGGGACCCCGUGCAGCACGAUCUAAUCCCUAUGAUCUCCAGCGUGACAGGCACUAUCGCCCGGCCACGCAUGCUGUGUGAUCCUGACUACUGGGUGCAGAAUCUCGUCUCACAAGUCCGGUUCUCGCCAGCGGUGUCUCUUCUGGCCGUUCAAUCGGGCAAACCACCGCGAAUACAACUUACCUCCAGGAAACCGCAGACGCUAUCCGGCAUCAACAUGCUUGUUGAGAUCGGCCCCCACUCCACCCUACAGGGCCCGUUGAAGGAGAUUCUCACCAAGGCGCGCGCUCAGGAUCGUCUCAACUAUACGGCGACCUUGAACCGUCAGAAAGAUGCAUCAAGAGCGAUCUUGGAAGCUGUCGGGCGCCUUUGGGGUUUCGGUUAUCCGGUCAAUCUACUCAAAGCUAAUGGCAUCGACAAUGCAACACCAAGGCCUGUGCGGACAGAUCUCCCGGAAUACCCGUUCAAUCACUCUAAGAGUUACUGGUUUGAAGAUCGACAGAGCUCUGCAUUCCGAUUCAGAAAGCAUCUUCCACACGAGCUUCUGGGUACAUUGACGGUAGAUUCCACCGCCCAGGAUUCGCGCUGGCGUAACAUCAUUGACCUAGAGAAACUUCCGUGGCUGGAGGAUCAUCAGAUCAGCGGCGACAUCCUUCUCCCUGGUGCAGCGAUGCUCUCUAUGGCGAUCGAAGGCGUUCGACAACUUUACAGCAGCAGCGACAUCACCAUCACCGGCUUCGACAUCCGCGACGUCCACUUCCUCAACGCCCUCCAAGUCCCACCCGCCAGCCCAGGAAUCGAAACCCAAGUAUCCUUGACCAAGCAAGAAACUAGAAACCCCCAUGCUCAACCCUGGUACAAAUUUCGAAUCCUCACCUAUACGUCCGAAUGGCUGGAACACUGCCGUGGUUCCAUUCGACCGCAAGUACAGGCAAUCGAUCCAGCACGAUACAACGCGGAGCUCCUAUCCAUUAUUCGAAGUUGCACCGAAGACGCACAAAUCACCCGCGUCUACAACUCCAUUCGUGACAACGGCGUCAACUACGGCCCCAUCUUCCAAACUUUGAGCGACGUGCGGAUCGACAAAAACGGCGCCGCCGUGGCGCAAGUUCGACCAUUUUCCAAUGACGCGCGGAUCAUUGAGUCGGCGAACGUCGAUCUCAAACCAUAUGUCAUGCAUCCAUCGGUCCUGGAUGGACUAUUCCAACUGGUCUUCCCGGCUCUGAAUGAGGGAGGCGCGCGCGACAUCCCGGCCAUGGUGCCCUCUUAUGUCCGGAAGCUGUUCAUCUCUGCGGACGCCUCUUCGUCUGGGCAGAGUGCGCCACUGCGAGCGAGUACUCGAUCUGCACUGAACGGUUUCCGCGGGACCCAAUCAAAUGUCGUCGUGAUGUCGGAAGGAGGCGAUAAAGUGCUGUCGUAUAUGGACGGAUAUCAGACGACGUUCGUCUCGCAGGCCGAGGGCCUGGAAUCGUCCGAUGACAAGGACAGGCACCUACUAAGCUAUUUGAAAUGGCAGCCAGAUGUCACGUUGAUGGACAACGAGCAACUUGCACAGCUUUGCGCACAAGCAACGCCGAAGCCUGAUUCUACUCUCUCUGGAUUUGAUAGUCGUCUCUCACUCCUCAUGCGGUCUUACGUGCACGAAAUCCAAGAGGCCCUUCACCCGUCCUGGCCGGAUGGUAUUCCCAAGCAACUUGCCGGAUAUAUCACAGACGAGACUCAUGUGAAGGACAGCGAGAAUGCAAUCAUGCGCCCAAAGACGAACGGUAUCCACGAUCCCAGCACCCGCGUAGCCCUGGAGGAGGAAAUCAGAGCCGCCAACAAGACCGGGGAGUUCUACGUCUCGCGGGGGCAGCAGCUCUUGAACUUCCUCCAGCAAGGCACGACGUUCUCUCAUCCCGAGUCUCAGGAGUCCCAGGAUGAGACCAUCCAGGCGUAUCUAAACGAGCGACUGGCCAGUGAACAUCUCGGAAAACCAUUGGAGGCGUUCUUAUCUGCCCUAGCGCACAAGAACCCGCUCAUGAAAAUCCUAGACAUCGGCGGCGGCUGGCAGGAUACUGCCCCUUGCGCAGAAAUUCUAUCCAAAUCUGGUCAGGCCCUGUGGGCUCAGUAUGACUACACUGAACGAGGCCCGGAAGACCUGAAGAGGGCCGAGGAACGGCUCUCGGGUUUGUCUGACCGCGUCCAGUUCCAGGUCCUGGAUAUCGAAAACGAUCCUGUCGACCAGGGAUUUGACGAUGGCUCCUAUGACAUUGUUGUUGCGACUUCACUUCUUCACUCGACACCCGAUCUCAGUAACGCACUUCGAAAUAUCCGAAGACUUCUCAAGCCAGGCGGUCAUCUCAUCCUCUUCGGCGUCAUCGCAUCACCUCAAUUGAGAACCGUUCUCGCAACAACUCUGCUCUCUACAUGGGGCCGAGCCCCCAACUCCGGUCGUCCAUUGGGUGGGUCCUACUCUAAGGAUAGUCUACAUCGACAUUUGACGGAAAACGCCUACAACGGUCUCGACUUCAUUAUAACCGGUUCUUCUGAGCACUGCGAUACGAGUUUCGUCGUUGCGUCGGCGAACGAUGCAACACCGCGCCCUAAAGAAGAGGUUCCUUCGCGCCUGGCUAUCCUCACGGACGGAGUCACCUCCUCGCAACAGAUUUUCGCUGCGCGAUUGAAGAUGCACAUUGAGACGACAGCGGAGGGGGUCCAAGUCGAUAUCUACACGUUCUCCGAGUUCGUGUCCACCGCCGACGCGCACGGCCGGUUCUGCAUCUCGCUACUCGAAUACGAACAGCCUUUUUUCGCAGACAUCGGAUCCGAGGACUUUGAUCGGUUGAAAACAGCACUAUCGAUCACGGACGCGAUCCUGUGGGUAACCAGGGACGCGAAACGGUCUGAUAGUCCGGAGUAUCAUCUGGUGGACGGGUUCUCGCGCUCGCUGCGCUCGGAGAACGGCACGCUGAAGUUCGUGCGAUUAGCCCUAGACGGCAGCUUGAGCAAGAGGGUCGAUGAUGGACUGGGCUCGGUGAUGACGGUUCUUCGGCAGGCGAAUAGUUCGGCGCUGGAUGAGAUGGAGUUCGAGUAUGAGGAGAGAGACGGAUUCCUGCAGAUCCCUCGGGUGGUGCAGACUCCGGAUAUGAACAAGAUCCACGAGGCCAAGAUCACGCCGUUCCAGGAACAGGAGGUCCAGGUGGGUAAUAUGCCUCUGACGGCGGUGAUAAAGACACCGGGCAUUAUUAAUAGUAUUGGGUAUGAGGAAACUGGGGAUUCCGAUGCAGAUGGAUCUUUGGAGGCGGAUGAGAUUCUGAUCGAGGUCCAAGCUGUUGGCGUCUGCGUUGAAGACUACAACAUCGCCUUGGGGCGGAAUAGCGACGAAGCUAUCUUCUCCGAGUGCGCUGGUAUUGUCAGGCAGGUAGGGUCGCACAGCGGGUUUACCGUCGGGGACAAGGUCUUUGCGAGAACUCCCGGUGCUUGCACUACGGGACUGAAAUGCAAGGCAUCCUGUGCUGCGCGUCUGCCGGCGGGAUCUGUGUCCUUCCUUGAGGCUGCAGCCCUUCCCACGGCCGGUGUGACGGCGCUUCAUGCGUUGACCGGCGUGGCUAAUCUCUCCGGCGGCGAGACCGUCCUCGUGCAUCACGCAGCCAGCUCUGUCGGACAGAUCGCGGUGCAGAUUGCCCAGCAUCUUGGGGCAAGGGUAAUUGCUACGGUCGACUCGGAGGACGAAUCUACGCUGUUGCGGGAAACCUACCAGAUCGAAGCCAAUUGUGUACUUGCCAGGCAUGAUCCCGAACUUCCCCAGCGAAUUGCGACCCUGACUUCGCGCGGUGUCGACGUUGCGCUUAACUUCGAGCAAGGUGAUGAUCUUGAUCACUGCAUCGAGGCCCUGGCGCCAUUCGGCCGACUCGUCAAUGUCGGAUUGGCGCGCAGUAUGCCAUCAGACCAUUUGGUCGAAGAGAUGGCCACGAAAUGCCUCACCAAUUCAACAUUCAAUCUUUCCAGCUUACAGCGCCAUCGUCCGUUGCUGGUCCGAAAACAUCUUGAGAGCCUUGCGUCCUUGAUCUCUAGCGGAGCCGUCAAAGGAGCAGCUCCCCCGCUGGCUUUCCCUGCAGCUCAACUCGACCAGGCCCUGCAGCAAUUCCAGAAGGGGCAGCAGAACAUGGGCAAGGUUGUCCUUGAUCUGCGUCCGAAGCAGACUGUAACUGCUCGUGUCCGAAACCGCCCAUCCUACACCUUUGACGCCAACGCAACCUACGUGAUAGCAGGAGGCUUCGGUGGUCUUGGCCGCAACGUCUGUCGCUGGAUGGUCAGCAGAGGCGCGCGAAAUCUGAUGAUCUUCUCACGCUCCGGCGUUCGGACGCAGUCAUCCAGACAACUCAUCGAAGAGCUCACGGCCUCGGGCGCCUCCGUCCAAGCCCCAGUCUGCGACAUCACGCAGGCUGAAGACCUCCAGCGAGUCCUGGCGCAGUACGGCCCGAAUAUGCCACGUAUUCGUGGCUGCAUCCAAUGCACCAUGGUGUUACGGGACGCCAUCUUCACGAACAUGACCCACUCCGACUUCAUCACCGGCACGCACCCCAAAACCCACGGCUCUUGGAAUCUCCACGCCCAGCUCCCCUCAGGCAUGGACUUCUUCAUCCUCUUCUCCUCCGUCGGCGGCAUCCUCGGCGCGACCAGCCAAGCGAACUACUGUGCCGGCAACACGUACAAAGACGCGCUCGCGCGCUACCGCACGCGACUCGGCGAGAAGGCCAUCUCCAUCGACCUCGGCAUGAUGGUGUCGGAAGGCGUAGUUGCCGAGACAGACGGCAUGCUUGACUCGCUGCGUCGACUCGGCUACUUCAAGGACGUCAGCCCGACGGACCUCCUCGCUCUUCUGGACCAUUACUGCGACCCGACUCGACCGAUACCAUCACCACACUCAGACGAGGCGCAGAUCGUCGUGGGGAUCGAGAACCCAGCCGGCAUGGCGCGCAAGGGCCUCGAAGUGCCGCACUGGAUGUCACGGCCGUUUUUCAAACACUUCCAGCUCAUUCAAGCGGCUGGGCAAUCGUCAGGAGGCGGCAGCGGGAAGACCACGCAGCAGCAACCUGAUGUGCAAAGCAUCUUACAACAAAGCCCCUCGGUCGAGGAAGCCGGCGCCCACAUCGCAGAAUGGUUGGUCAAGAAACUUUCGCAGAUCCUGGGCAUCCCUGUGGCGGAGAUUAGCCCGCAUAAACCGAUCCAUGUGAAUGGGAUCAAUUCGUUAGUGGCGGUGGAGUUGCGGAAUUGGUUUGAGAAGAGGAUGGGGGCGGAUAUUGCGGUGUUUGAGAUUCUGGGGAGUAUGGCUAUUACGCAGUUGAGUUUGUAUGCGGCGGAGAAGACCAGGUUUAGGCAGGGAGUUUAG
This is a messenger RNA of Aspergillus melleus, 7722 nucleotides long. Its product is annotated as type I polyketide synthase. Bases 1 to 7722 code for a protein of 2573 amino acids. The record is from RefSeq and is a predicted model, not a curated record. NCBI's taxonomy places the organism in Eukaryota, Fungi, Ascomycota, Eurotiomycetes, Eurotiales, Aspergillaceae. The transcript has 12 exons. Gene Ontology annotation, biological process: fatty acid biosynthetic process; secondary metabolite biosynthetic process. Gene Ontology annotation, molecular function: 3-oxoacyl-[acyl-carrier-protein] synthase activity; fatty acid synthase activity; oxidoreductase activity.